Messenger RNA from Microplitis mediator, 3827 nucleotides. RefSeq names its product double-stranded RNA-specific editase Adar (gene Adar). Gene Ontology annotation, biological process: adenosine to inosine editing; RNA processing. Gene Ontology annotation, molecular function: tRNA-specific adenosine deaminase activity; double-stranded RNA adenosine deaminase activity; double-stranded RNA binding. The transcript has 9 exons. Gene Ontology annotation, cellular component: nucleolus; cytoplasm. The record is from RefSeq and is a predicted model, not a curated record. Bases 75 to 2015 code for a protein of 646 amino acids. Lineage: Eukaryota; Metazoa; Arthropoda; Insecta; Hymenoptera; Braconidae.
UGCGCACUUCCAUUCAUUCGUUAAAUUACUGAUGCGCUGCUAAAUAAUUUUUGUUUUAAAAAAUAUACUUCAAAAUGUCUAACGGGGUACAAGUUUUAAAUAACAAUCAGUCACAGAUAAAAAAAGGAUCUCAGUCUUCUAGACGUCAAGCAAAAAAUAUGGAUCAAAAAAAUAAUUCAGGGGUAAAACGACCCGGAGAUCCUAUUAUCGAAGGCGCGCCGAUACCAAAGAAACGUCACAAAAAUCCUCAGCCCAAGAAUGCAGUCUGUGCAUUAAAUGAAUUGAAAACCGGUGCUGUGUACAAAGUUGUCUCACAAACAGGACCAACUCACGCUCCGAUAUUCACAAUAGCCGUGCAAAUAGACGGUCAAUUGUACGAGGGUAAAGGUCGUACUAAAAAAAUGGCAAAACAUGCAGCCGCCGAAUUGGCAUUGCGCAAUAUCGUGCAGUUUCGUAAUACACCAGAAAUUCAUCAAGCGAUCGGCUGCCAGGCAUUGACUACCGUCGAGCCGGAUUUCACAUCCGACGUCACGGAAAAAGACAAUCAUCUUGUUAACGCGUUCAAGCCCUUGCUGCAGGAACCAAAAAAUCCCUCAAAGUUUAUUGACAAAGGUCCUGUUGCACUUAUCAAUGAACUGUAUCCUGGGGUAAUUUAUAAUUGUGUGUCGGACAAUGGCGAGAGUUAUGCUAAGUUUACAAUCGCUGUGACCAUUGACGGCGAAACCUUCGAAGGCACUGGACCAAGUAAGAAAUUAGCGAAGGCUGCUGCUAGCAAAGCGGCGUUAGCUAAACUUCGCAAUGUGCACAGUUCGACUUUUUGCAUACCACUGCCUGUACGUGUGCUACCAAAUUUUUCAAACUUUUCAUCAACGCAUGAGUCGAUGAGUUUACCGCAGAUGCUCGCUGAUAAAAUUGGGAAAAUGGUCAACUCGAAAUUUACUGAGUUGAUGCAAAAUAAACCCCAGCACGCGAGACGUAAAGUAUUGGCUGGUAUUGUACAGACCAAAGGCACUGAUGCUGAAUUAAUUUGUGUAACUACAGGGACAAAAUGUAUUUCUGGCGAACAUUUAAGUGUGACAGGGGGCGCAUUAAAUGACUGCCAUGCAGAGGUUGUGGCACGUCGUUGUUUAUGUGAAUAUUUAUAUCAACAAUUAAAAUUACAUACAGACAAUCGUGGUGACGAAUCAAUAUUAGAAGAAAAAAAUAAAAAAGGUUUCAAAUUAAAACCUGGUAUACAAUUUCACUUGUAUAUAAAUACCGCGCCCUGUGGUGAUGCCAGAAUAUUUUCACCACAUGAAGAAAAUGAAUCUGUUGACAAACAUCCUAACAGACGAGCACGUGGGCAAUUGAGAACUAAAAUUGAAUCUGGCGAAGGCACCAUUCCUGUUAAAAGUAGCGAAGGAAUUCAAACUUGGGACGGUGUACUUAUGGGACAAAGACUGCUGACGAUGUCGUGUUCGGAUAAAAUAGCUCGAUGGAACGUACUAGGUGUGCAAGGUGCAUUACUCAGCCACUUCAUCGAGCCUAUUUACUUCCACAGCAUCGUUCUCGGCAGCCUAUUAAAUCCUAGUCAUAUGUAUCGCGCGGUGUGCGGCAGAAUUGAAAAUACAAUUCAAGGAUUGCCGCCACCAUAUCGAUUAAAUAAACCACUUAUGAGUUUAAUUACGUCUUCCGAAGUUAGACAGCCGGGUAAGGCGCCUAAUUACAGUGUCAAUUGGACUACAGGACAAAGUGAAGCUGAAGUGAUAAAUUGCACGACGGGAAAAGACGAGUUGGGUAAACCGUCAAGAAUUUCAAAGCAGGGUCUGUUCCGUAUGUUUUUUAAUUUAUUGGGAAAGAUCAGUACAAUUGAUGACGUUGAUCGUGACGUAUGUCAUCAAUAUCUUGACGCUAAAUCUACGGUUCAAGAUUACUCGCACGCAAAGCGUCAGUUGAAGGAGGCAUUCGUUCGCGCGCAAUUGGGUAACUGGGUAAAGAAACCAAUUGAGCAGGACAUGUUUGAAGUUGAUAUCUGACUGAUUAACAAUGACAAUAGUGAUAAUACUAGCAGCAAUAAUAUUAAUAACAACAAUAAUGAUGAUGACAACAACGGUAACGUUAACGUACCAGCAUUUAAUUAUACAGGUGAUGAUAUUGAUAUUAAUAAUGAAAGGCCUCAUAAAUAUUAUCAGUAUCAGUAUUUAGCUCAUAGUGCAAACUAGAUCGCACGUUCGGCGUGUCACGGCACGGCAGAGUUUGGCAUUAGUAAAGCAUUAAUCGUAGGAACUCGCACUUAAUUAAUUAAUUAAUUAAUUAAUAAUUAAAAAUUUGUUUUAUUUAUUAUUUUUAGGUAAAUUUAUAUUUUUUUCAAUUAUCUUACAUCACUUUGUAAAAUAUUCUACAAAAUAAUUCAUUUUAAUCAGUAGUUAGUAGGCUUUGUACUAAAUUUUUUUUUUUAAAUAUUUUAUUUAAAAAAAAAUUUUGGCGGGAAAUGAAAAAAAAUUACGUUUUGUUUUAUUGACUUUUUUUUUUGUAAAAAUUUUGAGUAAAAAAAUUGUUUAACUUUUCGGUAAAAAAAUUUAAAAUUUUAAAAAGUUUUUAUUUUUAAUUGAAUUUUAAAAAAUAGAUUUUGUUUAAUUACAAAAAUUUUUUAAAAUUUUAUCUACAAAAUUAUUUUGUCUGGAAUUUAAUCUACAAAAAUUUACUGAGUAAUUAAUCGAACAAAUUUAAAUAAAAAAAAAUCAGUAAUUAAAAACUCGAACAAUUUUUUUUUUUAUUUAAAAAAAAGUUCACUAUUUUAUUUAAAUAGAAGGCAGUGAAAAAAUCAUAGCGGCCUUAGACUUGCAUUGAACUCUUGUUUAUUAAUCACAAUAACUUAGGAUUUAAAUUUAAAAAAAAAAAACAUCACAAAAAAAAUUAGAACUGUUCCCUUAACAUAAAAUUCGCGUAUUAAUUAUAAUUAUAAUAUUAACAUAUCGUAUGUUCAAUGUAUCGAUACAUAUAACUCUAUAAAUAUAAACUAUCAAUUAAUUAGAUAAUUAAAAAUUAAUAGUCCGGAUUUAAAUAACCGGGCAUAGAAAAAAAAUUGAACUUUUUUAGUAAUCGAAGUGUAAAAAAAUAAUAGAUAUUAAAAUUUUAAUCAUCGUAAUUAUAAAAUUAAUGAAAAAAAAAUUUUAACUAUUUCUUAAAGUGAGUAAUUAAAUAAUUAGUAUUUAAUAAUUUUUAAAAAUUCCAUUCGGUAAUUGAGUGAAAUUAAUUUUUAAAAUUAAUUAUAAUCGUAAUCAAUUAAUCAUUAAUUAAUUAAUAUACAGUAGAAGUAAUUAACUAUAAUUAAUAUUUUAAAAAACUGAGUUAAAUUUUUCUGAUCCUCAAGUUAGCAGACAAAAAUUUUCUGAUUUUUUUUUCGACAAAUUAUUUGCAAAAAAAAAAAAUAAAAUAAAAAUGUGCACGUAUAGGAAAUUUAAAAAACUACUGGUGCAAUUUUUUCAAAUUUUUUUUUUCAUAAUUUUUCGUCUAAAAAAAAAUCCAAAAUGGACGUCGGCUAACUUCUGUAUCAAUUUUUUUUAAAUUACGACUUUGAAAAAAAAAAAAAAAAGUCUUAUAAAAUUAAUUGUUACGACUCAUGACUAAUAAAUUUAAUGGAUAAUUUGCUUAUAAUCGACGUAUUUUAUAAAUUAACUGCAUUACCCUAAAGGCUGUGACCUGUAAUUGAACUUAAAGGAAUCGAAAUUUUUAUAAACGAUAAUUAAAAAUAAUGAAUUAUCUUUCGACUUAAUUGUUAAAUGAAUUCAGGGUAAAAAUAUAUAAAUCUUGCCCAAAUUUACAAUUAAUUAUUUUAUUUAAAUAAU